CCGCCCGCCCGGCGAGAGGACCCGGGGCCGCCUCCGAGCCGGCCGCCCUGCUGCGCCCCCAGCCCUGCGGAGCCGCCCAGAGUUAUGUCAUGCCCAGACCACUGCAGGGCUCCAUGAGGAUUUAUAGAAGAUGUCCUGGAUCUUGGUGCCUUUGGUGGUAUGGUUAAUGAAGAUAGCUGCCAGCCCACAUUCGCUGAGGAUUGUUGCAGUGAAACAACUCAAGAAAAAGAGAAACUGAAUAGAAUUGAGAAGCGCAUCCAGCUAUUAUCCAGAUAAGAACUUAAGUAAUGGGUGCAUUCAAUAAUUGUGACUCCUUCAUAAUUUAAUGAAGAGCUUUGAACUCCAAGCCUUGCCGCCAUUUUGGAUGACCCCAUGGAAUGCAGCAGAGGGGAGCGACUGUCCAUCACACUGGCCAAGAACCGGAUCAAUCGAGCCCCCGAGAGGGCAGGGAAAGCCAAAGUGGAAGUGGACAUUUUUGAGUUGCUGAGAGAUAGUGAAUAUGAAACAGCCGAGACUAUGUGUCAGAUCCUUCCCAAAGGAGUGGUUGGUGUCCUGGGUCCAUCGUCAAGUCCUGCUUCCAGCUCUAUCAUCAGCAAUAUCUGUGGGGAAAAAGAGGUUCCUCAUUUCAAGGUUGCUCCAGAAGAGUUCCUCAAGCUCCAGUUCCAGAGAUUCACAACUUUGAACCUCCAUCCUAGCAACACUGACAUCAGUGUCGCUGUAGCUGGGAUCUUGAAUUUCUUCAACUGCACCACUGCUUGCCUCAUCUGUGCCAAAGCUGAAUGCCUUCUAAACCUUGAGAAAUUGCUCCGACAGUUUCUUAUUUCUAAAGAGACUCUCUCAGUUCGGAUGCUGGAUGAAAACUGGGACCCUACACCAUUGCUAAAAGAGAUCAGGGAUGACAAAACAGGCACCAUCAUUGUACACGCCAAUGCUUCCAUGUCCCACGUGAUCCUUAAGAAGGUAGGAAUAAGGGAUGCUUAGUAGCUAAUCUGCAAGGUUGGGAUAGGAAUUUCAUGUUAGGGUUUGGAACGUGGGUUUGGGAAAUUAAGGAAUGGGCAGAACAUAUAUGUUGGGAUAGUUCUCACGUGAAAUGGAUUUUCUAAAACCAUUACAUUCAGGGAAGGAAAAUCCAAACACCUUGGCAUGAACUUCCAGCUGUCCCAAAAUAGUUUAGCUUUUUAGCCUUUGAGGAUGUUCUGUUCUACAUCAGCAGUCAUUUUCUCUCCCUGACUUUCUAUUUUCUUCAAGCGUUCUGGAAAAAAAAAUUGUUUUCUUGCCUUUCUGAAGAUUUGUUAUGAGUCAGAAUAGUGGGCCCUUUGGGCUUUGAAGUAUUUGGCAGUGUUCCUGAACAGUCCCUCUGAACUGGAACAAAAUAAACAAUAUAUAAACAAGAGUUGAGGUUC
Messenger RNA from Crotalus tigris (Tiger rattlesnake), 1403 nucleotides. Its product is annotated as glutamate receptor ionotropic, kainate 4-like. The transcript has 7 exons. The record is from RefSeq and is a predicted model, not a curated record. Bases 373 to 981 code for a protein of 202 amino acids. Lineage: Eukaryota; Metazoa; Chordata; Lepidosauria; Squamata; Viperidae.